Messenger RNA from Linum tenue, 2194 nucleotides. The record is from the annotation of a GenBank genome assembly. NCBI's taxonomy places the organism in Eukaryota, Viridiplantae, Streptophyta, Magnoliopsida, Malpighiales, Linaceae.
CUGGUGGACGAAACUGAAAGGCUGGAGCUGAUCCAGUCUACUUUGGAUCGCCUGGUAGCCGAGUUCGAGAAGGAGCGCAAGGAAUGGCGGGCGCUCCGACAGGAGCAAGGCGAACAGCGGCGGGAACAGGAGGAGGAGUCCCGGCGGGUUUGGAAGCGGUUUGAUGAGGUGCAGAGGGUCGUGGAGGCGCUGGCCGCCGCGCAAGCCACUGGGCCGAAGGGUGGUGGCGGCGGCGAUGGGAGCGAAAGCCGGAGCGGGCUGGGAGGCUCGACGGCGGAUGGAGGCGCGGCGGCGGGUGGCGCGGCAGCGGGGGCGAUGGUGGUGGCGGAGGCGCCGCCCCCAACGGCGGCUGUCGAGGUGAAACAAUACUUGAAUUACACAGAAAAAGGGAGAAAGAACCCAUUAGAAAUUGCAAUGGUUUCUUCUUCCCCAUUCGAUUUGGCGAAGAAGACGAAGAAUGUCCGAACCCACGCGAGGAACAACAACUCCAGCAGAACGCCGCGCUGUUUGAAGAAAAUGGAGAGGAUCAGGCACUCGUCCGACCCCGACAUCGAAUCCACGACCGAGGAAUUGCCAGCGCCAUCCAUCGCGAAGAUCAGGGCACCACCGCCGGCGGCGGCGAGCCACUCGCACGGAGUGGUGUCGGUGAUAGGCCGGAAGAGGACGAUGGCCGACGCGGUGAAGCUGGUGCCGCGGCUGGAGAUCGGCGGGCUCGAGAGUCAAUUCGACUUCUUCGCCGUCUACAGCGGCCGCGAGGCCGCCCUGUGCCGGAGCAGGAUGCAUCUCAUGGUGGCGAUGGAGGCGGAGAAGAUGAAUUGUAGUCGCGCAGCAGGGGAAUCGUGCAGGGGAUGGGAUUACUGGAACAGAGUGAUGCAGAGCAGCUUCGAGGGGAUCGAGGACGAGACUCGCGAUGCAGCGGCGGAAGGAGGGAAAUCCGGGCGGUGGACGGCGGCCGUGGUGAUGGUGGGGAAGGAAGAGCUAGUGGUGGCUAGCAACAGCACGUCCGCCGGAGACUGCAGAGCCGUUCUGUAUCGCGGCGGAAUCGCCCUGCCUCUGUCCCGCGAUGAUGAUCAUGACAAAGUAAAGUCCUACGAUCUCUCAACCUUGUCAAAAUGCAAAAGAACAGGAAAUAGGCAGGUUGGGUUCGGAUGCCCGCACCCGCAUAUCAAAUUCAAUCCAAUUAUGAAACGAAUUAGGUCUCUCUCCAUUGCGACUACAUCUAGGCUUAGACGUCAUUUGCACAAACCGGUGCAGGAUACAGAGCGAAUGCAGGGGAAGGGCAUAGGCUGGAACCUCAACCGCAACGUCGUUGGAGUUAUUGGAGAUUGUGAUCAUGAUCGUCAUCAUCGUGUGAAGCCGGAGGUGACGGUUAGGGAGCGGGGCGAGUCGGAGGAGGAGGGGGAAUUCGUGGUGAUAGGGUCGAAAGGGUUGUGGGAUGUGGUGUCUAGUGAGCUAGCCUGUGAUAUCGUCGCGAAAUGCUUCAACGGCAGAAUGAGGAUGAGAUUUGCCGACGACACGACGGAGAACUGUGCGCCGGCCGCGGCGGCGUUUCUGGCUGAACUGGCGAUGGCUCGAGGGAGCCGGGAUAAUGUCAGUGUUAUCGUUGUGAAGCUGUAGAUAUAUAGAAUCCAUAGAUAGGGAAGGUAGGGAGUGGGGGAAAAAAAUAAAGGGCCUAAAAGUAGGUGGAAUAAAGUUUAGGUACCAAUGUGGUGAUAGUUUAAAGUUUUUCUUGGUACACUAUUUUAUUUUUAUUACGUUCGAGUACGUAGAAAAGUGGAAAUUGGACGGAGAUGGAUGUAUAGAAGGGAGGUUUCAUUUCGUAGUUUGUUUCCAUUGUGUGAUCUAUGCUGAUAAUGUUGUGUGAUCUUACAAGUUUCUAUACAAGAAUUUUGUUGAUUGUUGAAAACAAAUCUCGGUAACACUUAUGAAUGUAGACUCUGUUUCCUUCCAACGAAAAUACAAAAUAAUUUAGUCUUAUUGCAGAUUCGAAAAAAUAAUUAAGACUUAAUGUGAUGGUGCACAGAUUAAUAAUUACAAGGAAACUACCGAAAAGGAACAUAAACACACCGAGUUACAACAAUCAGAGAACGUUGUAGAGUUCAGCCAAACGGCUAGCUAAAUCCUUCUUGUCCCUCUGUUGUGGCAUGUUUCACUUGCGGUUGAUGUUCUUGUACAUUUCGUCGAUAACAUUCUG